This is a messenger RNA of Ricinus communis (castor bean), 360 nucleotides long. RefSeq lists its product as uncharacterized. The record is from RefSeq and is a predicted model, not a curated record. The transcript has a single exon. The coding region runs from base 1 to 360 and encodes 119 amino acids. NCBI's taxonomy places the organism in Eukaryota, Viridiplantae, Streptophyta, Magnoliopsida, Malpighiales, Euphorbiaceae.
AUGAGUGGUAAUCUAUCUUCGCAUAGUAUCCUUGACACCAACAAGCUUACUGGGCUGAACUUUCUUGAUUGGCUUCGUAAUGUGAGAAUUGUUCUCAAACAAGAAAAUAACCUUUAUGGACUAGACACACCUCCACUGUGUCUCCCUGUCGUAGAUGCAUCCAAGGAGGUGGUGCAAGAGUGCAAAAACUGUCAAGAAGAUGAUGACCAAGUUGUUUGUAUGAUGUUAGGAAGUAUGACUUCUGAAAUAGAAAGACAACAUGAGAAUAUAGAUGCUCAGACUAUCAUCUUACAUUUGAAAAAAAUGUUUAAUGAGCAGUCAAGGACUAAAAGGUGUGAGACCUCAAAGGAAAUGUUCUGA